UCCUUUCUUCGUCUGGCCGCUUUGUCUAUCCACAGCAUCAUUGGACCGGUGUCCGGUGUUCGGUGGUAUCGGGAGACCCAUGAAGCUCUUGGCACUUGAGGCACAGCGGAUAGUUUAUGGUUAUAGACUUUUGUAUACAUUUUUUUUUUUCUUUUUCCAUCGCAGCCCUUCGUCCAGUGUGCGCAGGGACAGAGAUUCUGCUGUGUGAACCCCCCUUUUUGCUACAAGGUCUCGUGCCCUGUGAUCCGGCUGCUUGUACCGGAGUUGCAGUCUUCGCGCAGGCUUUCUUGCCUUUUAUAAGCACAGCGCUAAACGCAUCCGGUCAUCGAUUCCUCCAUGCUUCCGGUUGUACUGAAAAUGUCGGAUCCCAAGCCUUGCAAUCCCGCUAGCAAGCUGCGGGUAGGGUUUCAGGAGGGUUAGUCAGGGGGCGGCGAGGUGGUAUCGAAGCGUACCCCGGAACUCAACACUCGACCGCAACGACAACUCUUUU
Messenger RNA from Neurospora hispaniola, 490 nucleotides. RefSeq lists its product as uncharacterized. The record is from RefSeq and is a predicted model, not a curated record. The coding region runs from base 117 to 389 and encodes 90 amino acids. NCBI's taxonomy places the organism in Eukaryota, Fungi, Ascomycota, Sordariomycetes, Sordariales, Sordariaceae. The transcript has 2 exons.